AUGGGUGGCGUUACCAUUACCACUACCACUACCAAUACAUUAAUCUUUCUGUUUGUGUUCCUACAACUUUCACUCACAAAAGCUUCUUCAAAUGAUUCAUUCUGGCUUCUCAAAAUUCAAUCACAAUUCAUCGAUCCAAUGGGAGUUUUCAGCAACUGGAAUUCAUCAUCGAAUAUAUGCACAUGGAAUGGAGUGAAAUGUUCACAAGAUCAAACACGUGUUGUGGGUAUAAAUCUUUCAAACUCGGGACUCUCGGGAACAAUCUCUCCCGAUUUUUCCCGACUUUUUUCACUUCAAAAACUCGAUCUUUCCGUGAAUUCACUCACAGGGUUAAUCCCUCGAGAGCUUAGUGAGCUUCAAGAUCUUCAAGAACUACUUCUGUUCUCAAAUUAUCUUUCUGGUUACAUUCCUAAUGAAUUCAAUCUCUUGAAGAAGCUUCAAGUUCUUCGAAUAGGAGAUAAUUUGUUAACAGGAGAAAUUAUAAAAAGUAUUGGGGAGCUAAGUGAGUUAAGAGUAUUAGGUCUUGCUUAUUGUCAAUUUAAUGGAAGCAUUCCUUCACAAAUCGGGAAUUUGAAGCAUUUAAAAUCCCUCCAAUUACAGACGAAUAAUCUUGGUGGAAAGAUUCCGGAAGAGAUCAAUGGGUGUCAAGAACUCGAAGAUUUUGCAGCAUCGAACAACAAGCUUGAAGGUGGAAUUACUUCUUCAAUUGGACAACUUCGGUCCCUCAAAAUCUUGAAUUUAGCAAACAACACCCUCUCGGGCUCCAUUCCGGAUUUAUCUAACCUUUCCACGUUGAAAUACUUGAACUUUCAUGGAAACCGGUUGACCGGUGAAAUCCCACCGGAGAUACUCCGGCUGCCGGAGCUCCAGAAUCUUGAUCUUUCAAGUAACAAUCUUUCAGGAAACAUUACCCGUUUCGAUUUUGAAAAUGGUAACCUCGAAGCUUUAGUUUUGUCGAGCAAUUCGUUCACCGGUGGGUUCCCGGAUAAACUUUGCUCCAGGGAAUCGAAUUUGCGCCAUGUGUUUAUCUCCGGGAACCGUCUCUCCGGCGACUUCCCUUUUCCGUUGCUGAACUGUUCUUCAUUGGAAGUGCUGGACAUUUCUGGUAAUAACUUCGGAAACGAAAUACCAUCUGAGGUGGAGAAUCUAAAGAAUCUCACUGAUCUUUUACUCAACAAUAAUAGUUUUUCCGGUAGUUUACCUCAUGAAAUCGGAAACUUGAGUAAUUUGGUGAAUCUUUAUCUGUUUGGGAACAUGAUUACAGGUGAAAUCCCGAUUGAAAUAGGAAAGUUACAGAAGUUGAGUGUAUUGUAUCUUUACGAUAAUCAGAUGUCCGGAAACAUUCCAAUCGAGUUAACGAAUUGCUCGAUGUUAAGUGAAAUUGAUUUUUUCGGGAAUCAUUUCACGGGUCAGAUUCCGGGUACAAUUGGGAAGCUCAAGAAUCUUGUUUUUCUUCAGUUGAGGCAAAAUGAUUUAUGGGGUCGGGUUCCAUUAAGUUUGGGUUAUUGCAGAAAGCUUCAAACUUUAUCGUUGGGUGAUAACAAGCUUUCAGGAUCACUUUCAAACACAUUUGGGUAUCUUUCAGAGCUUUCGCUUCUUAGUCUUUAUAAUAAUUCUUUCGAAGGUCCUCUUCCUGAAACAAUCUCUCUCUUGAAAAAUCUCACCAUUGUUAAUAUUUCUCACAAUCGAUUCUCGGGUUCGAUUUCGCCUCUUGUGGGGUCCGAUUUGUUGUUGUUGUUCGAUUUGACUAAUAACAGUUUUUCCGGUUUUAUUCCUUCUGAAUUAGCGAGGUCAAAGAAUCUUACCCGAAUACGACUUGCUCAUAAUCUUCUAAAUGGUACAAUUCCUAUGGAGUUUGGUCAACUUAGCGACUUGAACUUUCUUGAUCUUUCAUCUAAUAGUUUCACAGGAGAGAUACCACCGGAGCUUUCAAACUGUAAAAAGAUCAGCCAUUUUCUUGUCAGCAACAACCAACUUACGGGUUUGGUUCCACCAUGGUUAGGAACGUUUGAAGAACUUGGAGAGCUGGAUCUUUCAAGCAACGAUUUCAAUGGAACAUUACCGAAAGAAGUGGGAAUGUGUUCAAGAUUACUCAAGCUUUCGGUCGACCAGAACAGGCUUUCCGGUGGGAUACCAGAAGAGAUUGGGAAUCUAACUGGUUUAAAUGUUCUAAAGCUUCAAAGAAACAAUCUCUCUGGGGAAAUUCCUCGAACACUUGGUGAGUGUAAGAAACUGUUCGAGCUUAGACUAUCGGAGAAUUCGUUCUCAGGUUCUAUACCACCUGAGCUUGGCACUCUGACUGAACUACAAGUGAUUCUGGAUUUGAGCAAUAAUCUUCUCAUGGGUGAAAUCCCAGUUUCUCUUGCGAAUCUUGUGAAGUUAGAAAGGUUGAAUUUGUCAUUCAAUAAACUGCAUGGACAAGUUCCGGAAUCUCUAGGAAGAUUAACCAGCCUCCAUGCCCUUAAUCUCUCGAACAAUCACCUUCAAGGAGAUAUUCCAUCAACUUUUUCAAGAUUCCCAUCAAGUUCUUUCAUGGCCAACGACAACCUGUGCGGCCCACCACUAAUUUCAUGCGCGGAAUCAAAGCGACAGCAGAAAAAGCAGCUCUCGAAUACCGCAGCUGCUGGAAUCGUAGUGGCCAUUGUUUUCACGGCAACCUUGAUAUGCUUGUAUCUGCUUUAUCUGAUGCUUCGCAUAUGGUGCAAAUGGAAGCAAGCUUCCAUUUCAAACGCUGACAACCGCGGCGGGGUGAUUGAUGGGAUGCCGGUAAAGGAGGAGAAAUGGGUGUACGAAGAUCGACCGAUAAGGAGUAAUGAGUGCUGGGACUUGAACAAGAUGACAUUGCUGCCAUGUUCGCAUUCGAAGAAAGAUGUUUCAAUGGCAAGCUGUAUUUUUCAGGAUAGCAUGAGUAGAGAAAACUCCAUGAGAUCAUUGGUUUAG
Messenger RNA from Lactuca virosa, 2940 nucleotides. NCBI's taxonomy places the organism in Eukaryota, Viridiplantae, Streptophyta, Magnoliopsida, Asterales, Asteraceae. The record is from the annotation of a GenBank genome assembly.